ACUUGUGGCUAGCGGGGUACUAUGCUCAUUCGGUACCCCGAAAACAUCCUUCGGCGGCAGCACACCCUCGCCGCCAAACUGGUGACCCUCGACAGAACACUUCCUGCCUACACCUUCUGGGAGUCGGAGUCAACUGCAUCGCACCUGCAUCAUCCGCCACCAGCAUCAAUCACCCCGCAUCAACCCUCAACAGGCGUUCAUCAUCAGCCUUCAGUCGGAGCAUCAUCAGCACGUCCACCUGCCAGCCGCCUACGACGCUGCCCUGGAUACCUGACACUCCACACCAGGACUUCGGAGCAUCUACAGUUCCAUGACCAGCUGCCCAAGCUGCCUGGACCUGGCACUCCGCACGCAACAGCGACACAACACAUGAGGUCCACUGCCACACCACGCUGUCGAGCACGCGCUCCACGUGGCAGGCCACCUUCUCGCCUCACGCCAGUCGCCGGCUCCACAAUCCCGACUCACCGCGGACAGGAGCAGCUCCCCAUCCCGACUCACCGUGGAUAGGAGCACAAAUCACGCCGUACACACCUCUUCCCGACUCACUGGGAUUACAGGCACCACGGCAUUCCUGAAGAGCACUGAAGCACUUGAAUCGACCUCCGGUCUGAGGGGGGGAGUGAUGUAGCGGACCCAACUAGUUGGCCACCUAGUUCCGCUCACAUGCAACAGAUGGCGCCACGUUCUUCAAGCGGUCGUGAAACGCGGUAUCGAAGUUUUCACGGCAAGACGCAUAUAUACAACUUCCAACACAACACUGUUGGAUCGCCGAUCCCUAGUCACACUACCAACUUGUGGCUAGCGGGGUACUAUGCUCAGUUCGGUACCCCGAAAAACAUCCUUUGGCGGCAG
Messenger RNA from Pectinophora gossypiella (pink bollworm), 855 nucleotides. RefSeq lists its product as uncharacterized. The transcript is spliced from 2 exons. Lineage: Eukaryota; Metazoa; Arthropoda; Insecta; Lepidoptera; Gelechiidae. The record is from RefSeq and is a predicted model, not a curated record. Bases 22 to 510 code for a protein of 162 amino acids.